Microthlaspi erraticum is the source of this 702-nucleotide messenger RNA. The record is from the annotation of a GenBank genome assembly. NCBI's taxonomy places the organism in Eukaryota, Viridiplantae, Streptophyta, Magnoliopsida, Brassicales, Brassicaceae.
AUGGCCACUAAAAUCUUCUCUGCAUCUCCCGUAAUCUCCGCCUCCGCCACAAAAACGCCGCCCCUCCCCAAGGCGAUAGCAUCGCGCAUAGGCACCUCCCUGACCGCCGCAUUCGCCGCGACUGCCGUCCUGACGAUGGCUCCGGCGCUGCCGGCGGCGGGGGAGGGGAACCAAGCGUACAAGCUAUACUACGGGACGGCAGCGAGCGCGGCGAACUACGGGGGAUACGGAGGGAACUCGGACAGGAAGACAUCGGCGGAGUACGUGUACGACGUGCCGGAGGGGUGGAAGGAGAGGCAGGUGUCGAAGGUGGAGAAGGGGACGAACGGGACAGACAGCGAAUUCUACAACCCGAAGAAGAAGACGGAGAAGGAGUACCUAACGUACCUUGCGGGGUUCAGACAGCUGGCGCCGAGGGACGUGAUCCUGAACAACCUGGCGCUGUCGGACGUGGAGCUGCAGGAUCUGAUAGCAGGCGCGGACAAAGUGGUGUCGGAGGAGAGGAAGGACGAGGAGACGGGGCAGGUGUACUAUCUGUACGAGAUCGAAGGAGUCGGGAAGCACAGUCUGAUCACAGUCACUUGCGCUAAGAACAAGCUCUACGCCCAUUUCAUCAACGCCCCUACCCCCGAGUGGAACCGCGACCACGAUACCUUAACCCACCUUCGCGACUCCUUCAAGACCGUCUCUCCUUCUUCUUGA